Molecule: messenger RNA, 2301 nt
Organism: Nycticebus coucang (slow loris)
Lineage: Eukaryota; Metazoa; Chordata; Mammalia; Primates; Lorisidae
Product: tetratricopeptide repeat protein 4-like
Exons: 1
Coding region: 38-1201 (387 amino acids)
Molecular function (GO): Hsp90 protein binding
Source: RefSeq, a predicted model, not a curated record
CGCCGCCUGGACCUGGACUGGCCGGUCAGGGUCGGCCAUGGAGCAGCCUGAGCCGGACGUCGCCUCCGACGACGCCAUGGAUGCGUUCCUGGAAAAGUUCCGGAGCCAGCCUUACCGUGGAGGCUUCGACGAAAAUCAGUGGGAGGAGGAAUUUGAAAAGGUCCCCCUAUUUAUGAAGAAAGCCCCAUCUGAAAUUGAUCCCAAGGAGAGUCCUGACUUGGCUUGCCUCCAGUCAAUUAUUUUUGAUGAGGACCGAUCUCCAGAAGAACAGGCCAAGACCUAUAAAGAUGAGGGCAAUGAUUACUUUAAAGAAAAAGACUAUAAGAAAGCUGUGAUUUCUUACACUGAAGGAUUGAAGAAGAAAGGUGCAGAUCCUGAUUUGAAUGCUGUCCUUUAUACCAACCGGGCAGCCGCACAGUACUAUCUGGGCAAUUUUCGUUCUGCUCUCAACGAUGUAACAGCUGCCAGAAAGUUAAAACCCUGCCACCUCAAAGCAAUAGUAAGAGGUGCAUUAUGCCAUCUGGAACUGAAACACUUUGCUGAAGCUGUGAACUUGUGUGAUGAGGGGCUGCAAGUAGAUGCCAAAGAGAAGAAGCUUCUGGAAGUGAGGGCUAAAGCAGACAAGCUAAAGCGAACUGAACAAAGGGAUCUGAGGAAAGCAAAGUUGAAAGAGAAGAAGGAGCAGAAUCAGAAUGAGGCUUUACUCCAGGCUGUCAAGGCUAGGAACAUCAGGCUCUCUGAAGCCGCCUGUGAGGAUGAAGACUCAGCCUCAGAAGGCCUAGCUGAGCUUUUCUUGGAUGGACUCAGCUCUGAAAACCCCUGUGGAGCCAGGCUGAGUCUAGAUGACCAGGGCAGGCUGAGCUGGCCCGUGCUCUUCCUGUACCCGGAGCAUGCCCAGUCAGACUUCAUCUCUGCUUUUCACGAGGACUCCAGGUUUAUUGAUCAUCUAAAGGUGAUGUUUGGUGAAACACCCUCCUGGGACUUAGAGCAGAAGUACUGCCCUGAUGACUUGGAGGUCUACUUUGAGGAUGAGGAUGGGGCAGAACUCUACCGGGUGCCUCCCAGAAGCACCCUGCUGCGGGCACUGCAGCACCCCAGGUACUUUCUCAAAUCCCUGACACCAGCAUUUUUGGUCUGUGUGGGAUCCUCUCCUUUUUGGAAGAAUUAUCUCCAGGAGAGAAAGGUGCACCAGAUAGAGUGACUGAGCCAGGCUGUGGGUGCCAGGCCCCCUAGGCUCCCCCUCUGUUUCUUCUGCCUGGAAUCUAGCAUGCCUGAGGCAGCUGGACACAUUCCUAGAGUCCAGCACUUUGUUUCUGUCACCUGGGGAUGGUGGGGGAGGAGAUGCUCGCUUCCCUGAACUGCAGCCUUUCUGGCCCAAUGCUGCCCUCCAGCUGUCUUAUGUUUUCAGCUGCUUUGGUCACAACGUCCUUGGACUCCAUCUCUGAAGGGACAUCUGAGGUUACCACAGCAAAUGACCUGUGCGACUCUCUGCCCUUUGGAGACUGACUCAGGAUGCAGUUAUGUGGUUGUGAACCUUGUGCAGUUAGACUCCUUGUUCUGCAUUUAUAAAGACUGUACAGACUGGGAUCCCUGGUGCCCCUGAAGAGUCUGCCGGUUUUGCUCGGCAGGGUGAAAUGCACUCCUGUUGUCCUGGCUAUUCAGGAGGCUGAGAGUGAAGUAUUACAUGAGCCUUGGAGCUCAAGGCCAGCCUGGGGGACAUAGUAAGACCUCAUCACUUUAUAACAACAACAAAAAAAAAGUUUGUCAAUUUUCCUGUUCUUUGCAGUACGGAGAAUUGGACAGUGGCCUCUGAAUUCCUCUGCAAUUUUCACAUUUUAGGACUUUGUGUCUUUUAAAUUCAAAAAUCUUCUCAUGUGUUGGGUCAUCAUAUUUUGUGUGCAGCUAUUUGUCACCCCUCCCAAGGAUUUUAUACAUCUUUACCCAUAGCUGUGUGGUUUUUUGCAGUGCCCACUGCAUGAGCACUGUACAUCCCACAUGGGGAGCAUACUUCCCUUCUCCCCAGGCAAAGGGAUGUGAACAGGCAUCGACACCCCCCACCCCAAUGUCCAGGCAGAAGCUUGCAGAGCCCUUGAGUGGUGGGGUCAUGUUGUGCCUCUGCCAUGAGAACAUGUCUCCCGUGUUGGAGCUGUUCCUUAGCGUGGGUGCCAGAAUGUAAGACGUGGAACAGAGCUAAAGCAGAUGGACUGCAGCCCUCGACUGUCACACGAGAGAAAAACGUUUGCUGUAGUGAGCCCGAGAUUUGGGGGUUAUAUCUUACCACAGCAAAGCUGCCUAAUACAU